AUGGCUUCUUGCAACGUCAUGCGAGGAUCAAAGAAUGGUUUGGAGGUAAAGAUCAGGCAAGAAAAGAAUCCUGAACUAUUAGACAUUGAUGGAGACGUAUGCCAUCACAUCCAUAAUGCAAGCAAGAAGUUUUGUGAGCCAUUCAAGUAUUACGUUGAAGGCCUCUUCAAUGAUGUUUUCAAUGACCAUCGAUGGUCUGUAGAUCUAAGAGAACUUCUCCAAGAGGUUUGCUCCCUCCUUAACAUCAGCUUCACAGUGUCAGAGCGAUUCAUCAGUCAUAGAUGGCUCUCCUGCUAUGACUGUGCACUUUCAUCACUGCGGCUGUGGGAUGCCUACCAGGUUUUCUACUUUGGUUUUAUGACGAAGGAGGACAUGGCAUUUUAUCUUAGUGAGAUGAUAGCUAUUUUCCGGAAGCAUGAUGUCAGCCUCGCUGCCAAGGAAAGGCUGAAGCAGAUUUGGAAAUUGAACGGUUCCAAGAACAUGACCAAUGAUGGAAAGAAGCGGAAAAAACAUAUAAUUUCCAAAGUUAUCUUUCAGGCCAAGAAGUCUAUCCUAACUCUCAGCUUUUACCAGUCAGUCCUCCCACUUCUGAAGAGCUACGUUGUCCUCUUUCAGUCCAAACAGCCAAUGGUACACAUACUGGCAGACCGACAGGAGCAACUGUUCAGAGACUUUAUAUCCUGUUAUGUGAAGCAGGAGGAAAUAUUGAACAAGACACCCUCUCAGCUGAAGACAAUGCCCCUAACUGAAGAUAAUGGUCAGUUUCUCAAGGAAAAGGAAAUGUUUGUUGGAAACAAAGCUGGGCAUAUCCUGAAGAACACAAAUACUGCUGAUUCCAUUGCGCUGAACUUCAGAAGACAAGUGUCGACCGCCAAUAUAGUAAUAUGUGGGGACUCUCAAAUGAUUACAAACGGCCAAACACUAGACUUAUAA
Asterias rubens (European starfish) is the source of this 933-nucleotide messenger RNA. RefSeq lists its product as uncharacterized. The transcript has a single exon. Lineage: Eukaryota; Metazoa; Echinodermata; Asteroidea; Forcipulatida; Asteriidae. The record is from RefSeq and is a predicted model, not a curated record. The coding region runs from base 1 to 933 and encodes 310 amino acids.